Messenger RNA from Heterobasidion irregulare TC 32-1, 552 nucleotides. RefSeq lists its product as uncharacterized. Gene Ontology annotation, biological process: translation. The record is from RefSeq and is a predicted model, not a curated record. Bases 55 to 552 code for a protein of 165 amino acids. Gene Ontology annotation, molecular function: large ribosomal subunit rRNA binding; structural constituent of ribosome. The transcript is spliced from 4 exons. Lineage: Eukaryota; Fungi; Basidiomycota; Agaricomycetes; Russulales; Bondarzewiaceae. Gene Ontology annotation, cellular component: cytosolic large ribosomal subunit; ribosome.
CCGCCAGGUGUACUAUACGCUCCCUGCCACCGCUAACAGCGACCCUUCAAGACCAUGGCCCCAAAAUUCGACCCGUCCGAAGUCAAAAUCAUCUACCUCCGUGCAACGGGUGGUGAGGUCGGUGCAUCUUCCGCAUUGGCCCCCAAAAUCGGUCCUCUGGGUUUGUCGCCCAAGAAGGUCGGAGAAGAUAUUGCGAAGGCCACCACAGCAUGGAAGGGUCUGCGCGUAACGGUCCAACUCACAAUCCAGAACCGUCAAGCCGCGGUUUCGGUUGUCCCUUCAGCCUCCUCCCUGGUCAUCCGUGCGCUCAAGGAGCCCCCACGGGACCGCAAAAAGGAGAAGAACAUCAAGCACACCGGCAACAUCUCUCUCGAUGAGAUCAUCGAGAUCGCGCGGACAAUGAAGUCAAAGUCUUUGGCGAAGGACCUUGCCGGUGGUGCGAAGGAGAUUCUUGGCACGGCUCAGAGCGUUGGGUGCACCGUUGAUGGCCAGCCCCCACAUGAUAUCAUUGAUGGGAUCAACUCGGGGGAGGUUGAGAUUCCAGACGAGUAA